This is a messenger RNA of Vespula pensylvanica (western yellowjacket), 888 nucleotides long. Its product is annotated as ubiquitin-conjugating enzyme E2 T-like. Lineage: Eukaryota; Metazoa; Arthropoda; Insecta; Hymenoptera; Vespidae. The record is from RefSeq and is a predicted model, not a curated record. The transcript has 2 exons. Bases 303 to 791 code for a protein of 162 amino acids.
CCGGCUAGUGACCAAACUGAUCAAGCAAUAAGCGACAAUUCUCAUACGAACCUUAACGAUACGGUCCUGAGUACCUAUAUAAAUCAAUCGAAAUAUGAAAUUUUAUCGUUAGAAAGUUCGUUAUUAAAGAAAGUAAUAUUUGUGUUGUGCUGAAGUAUAUAUAAUAAUAUAAAGAAUACAAAAAUAUUAGUAAGAAAAGAUAGAUAUAAAUGUUACAUUAUACUUAAAAAUUGUAUAAUCAAGUACAAGAAGUUAAUUCUAAGUAAGACAAUCAACAGACACACAAAACGAAUACAGAAAAAAUGCAGAAAGCACACAGAGUAAGAAGAGAAAUAGCUCGUUUAAUGGUAAAGCCACCAGAAGGAGUAUCUUGUUAUGCAAAAGAAGAUUCAACGGAAUAUAUAUUAGUUACUAUCAUUGGUCCUGCUGGAUGUGCAUAUGAAGCCGGUGUUUUUGAAUUAGAUGUCGAAUUACCAGAACGAUAUCCUUUUGAACCACCACAUGUGAAAUUUCGUACACCAAUUUAUCAUCCAAAUAUCGAUAAUAAUGGUCGUAUAUGCUUAGAUCUAUUAAGAAUGCCACCUAAAGGUGGUUGGAAACCAACUAUAAGUCUAGAAAAUCUUUUAACUGCUAUUCGAUCGUUACUUGUACACCCAAAUAUUAAUGAUCCACUUAUGACAGAAAUUGCAGACGAAUAUCGUUAUAACAGAUUUGAAUUUGAGUAUAAAGCUCGUAACUUUCAAGGUGAAUCCAAAAGGAAAAGAGAUAUAAAUUCAAUAAAUGUCUACUAAUCCAUUAAUAGAAUUAAUAAAAUACUCUGGAUUUAUUUUUAUAUUUUUAUAUGUAUGUAAAAUUGUAUGUUCCUCCCUCCUCUCCAAUUAAAUAUUG